CACACAGGUUGGUGAGUGUGACCUCAUCAGCCCACCGCUGUCCAAAUCUUGAGCCUUCCAGCGGCGCCAGUAUCUCCUCCGCUUCACGGACCAAAUCCGGCAUCAAUCUCCGGUGGGUCCUGCCGCCGAUUCCAUGACCCUGACCCGAUCCUCGACCACUGAAACCGACGAGCAGAAUCGAAGCGCCGCGGGAGCCACAGGCAUGAGGCUCAUAGUGCCGCUCCAAGGCGUCGUCCAAGGCAGAGGAGGCCUUCUUCUUGGUUCUCUCAUCCCCUGUGCUCUCUUCUACUUCCUCCAACUCUAUCUCAAACGGAACCGUUCCAAAAAUUCCUCGAAUCCUCCGUCCCCCUCUUCGUCCUCCUCUAAUCUCCCGGACCUCCCUCGAUCAUCGUCCCGCACCAAUUUGUCCAGCCGUGGAUCCAUUGGUCAGGUUCGGGUGUCCUCCCUCGCGAAUAUGAUUGCGAAGCCUGAUUCUUCGCCAUAUUACAUUGGUCUGGAUAGAGUGUCUCUGGAUCCGUACGAUCCGCUGAACAACCCUGAUGGGAUAAUUCAGCUCGGAUUGUCUGAUAAUAAGUUGUGUUUGGAUUUAAUUGAGAAGUGGUUGUCAGCAAACGUGAAGGAAUCCCUUAUUGGAACCGAUGAUGUCAAUUUGAGUAUCAAUGGGAUUGCAAUGUACCAGCCAUUUGAUGGGUUAGAGGAAAUGAAAAUGGCCUUGUCAAAUUUUAUGUCUCAGGUAUUGGGAGGGUCUGUGAACUUUGACCCAUCCAAUAUUGUAUUGACAUCUGGUGCUACUCCUGCCAUUGAAAUACUAUCUUUCUGCUUGGCUGAUCAUGGAAAUGCUUUCCUUGUCCCCACACCUUACUAUCCAGGUUUUGACAGGGAUGUCAGAUGGCGAACAGGAGUGGAGCUGAUUCCUGUUUUUUGUCGUAGUACGGACAAUUUCAAUUUAAGUAUCACUGCUCUCGAACAAGCAUAUAGUCAAGCAAGAAAACGAGGAGUUAAAGUUCGUGGAAUUCUCUUUUCUAAUCCAUCUAACCCCGUUGGCAACCUGCUAUCAGAGGACAUGCUUUACAGUCUUCUAGAAUUUGCCCAGGAGAAAAAUAUUCAUAUAGUUUCUGAUGAAAUAUAUGCAGGCUCCGUGUAUGGGAGUGAAAAGUUUGUGAGUAUUGCUGAACUUCUUGAUUUAGAAUAUAUAGACAAGAGCCGGGUUCAUAUAAUAUAUGGCCUGUCAAAGGACUUCGCUCUUCCUGGUUUUAGAGUUGGGGCUAUAUAUUCAUUUAACAAGAGUGUUUUGGCUGCUGCUAAGAAGAUGACUAGAUUUUGCUCAGUAUCUGCUCCAACCCAGCGGCUUGUUGUUUCAAUGCUUUCAGAUCAAAGAUUUGUUCAGGAGUACAUCGACACCAACCAGAAGAGAAUCAGAGAAAUUCACAAAGAAUUUGAGGCUGGUUUGAGUAAACUAGGAAUCAAGUGUGCUAAGAGUAGUGCUGGUGUGUACUGUUGGGCUGAUAUGAGUGAAUUAAUCCGCCCGUACAGUGAGAAAGGGGAACUUGACUUAUGGGAGAAGUUUCUAAGUGUUGCCAAGAUCAGUAUAACUCCGGGUUCAGCUUGUCAUUGCAUAGAACCAGGAUGGUUUCGUAUUUGUUUUACUACUUUUGCUUUGGAGGAUGUUCCUUUAAUUAUUGAACGGAUCAGGAGAGUUGUUGAAACUUGUAAAUCUUCUGGCUGAUAUCUUGUGAUUUUGUUGGCCUCUUCGGUGAUUCCUGAUGUUACUCUCUUAUGCGGCCGCUUCAGGAAAAAUUUUAUAGUCUGUACAAUUCUAGCUAUAGAGGGAAGUUGUUUUGAUUGGUCCUGGUUUUGUUAAUUUGUCCCACCGCAAGUAAAUGCAAAUUCUGAAAUGGUAAAAGCCAUAAUUCUUUUGACAA
Neltuma alba is the source of this 1922-nucleotide messenger RNA. RefSeq names its product probable aminotransferase ACS12. The record is from RefSeq and is a predicted model, not a curated record. NCBI's taxonomy places the organism in Eukaryota, Viridiplantae, Streptophyta, Magnoliopsida, Fabales, Fabaceae. Gene Ontology annotation, biological process: amino acid metabolic process; biosynthetic process. Gene Ontology annotation, molecular function: pyridoxal phosphate binding; L-aspartate:2-oxoglutarate transaminase activity; aromatic-amino-acid:2-oxoglutarate transaminase activity. The coding region runs from base 134 to 1726 and encodes 530 amino acids. The transcript has 4 exons.